Molecule: messenger RNA, 1369 nt
Organism: Polistes dominula (European paper wasp)
Lineage: Eukaryota; Metazoa; Arthropoda; Insecta; Hymenoptera; Vespidae
Biological process (GO): regulation of regulatory ncRNA processing; siRNA processing
Cellular component (GO): nucleus; RISC-loading complex; RISC complex
Molecular function (GO): siRNA binding; double-stranded RNA binding
Source: RefSeq, a predicted model, not a curated record
UAAUCGUUAUAGUAAUAUUUUAAAGGUUGUUAUUUUUUCUUCCAUUAUAAAUCAUGGCUAAAACACCUAUAAGUAUUUUACAAGAAUUUGGAAUGAAACAAGGUUAUUUACCUGAAUAUACAUUACUUUCUGAACGAAUUGUUAAUCAUUUAAGUGUAUUUAAUUAUCAAGUGAAAUACAAAGAUUUAUUAGCUUUAGGUAAAGCAUAUAAUAAAAAACAAGCUAGACAUAAUGCUGCUGAAAAUAUGUUAGCAUUGAUCAAAGAUUUAACAAUUAAUGAUGUUCCUAAAGAUAUAGUGUCAAUGGAAGAAAAUAUUUGUCAAACAAAACAGAUAAUACCAUUGAAAGAAAAUCUUCCUCAGACAAAACAGAUAAUACCAUUGGAAGAAAAUAUUUCCAAGACAAAACAGAUAUUGCAAUAUGAAGAAAUUUCUUCUAAAUUAGAUUCGUGGAAAGUUAAUUCAAAACCUGAAGAUACUACAAAUUACAUUGGCAAAUUACAAGAAUACUGCUUGAUAAAUAAUUUAAUACAUCCAGAAUACGUGGUUAAUGAUGUAAGUGGAAAGCCACAUUUACAAAAGUUUACAAUGGCCUGUAAAUUGGGAGCAAUAGUUGAAGAAGCGACAUCGACUACAAAAAAACAAGCGAAACAAUUAGCAGCUAAACAAUUAUUAAAUCGACUUGGAAAUUCAAAUGCAUUGAUUUUAGUUGAUAGAUGUGAUAAAAAGGCUAAAGACAAAUCUGUUAACGAAAAUAAUGAUGAUAAUGAUGAUGAUGAUAUUCUAACUAAAUCUGGCAUAAGAUUACUUAAACUUAAUUCUUACGUUCCUGAUAAUGACAUUAAAGAAAAAUAUAGAGAAUUGACUAAUAAAAAUUGUAUUAACGAUAAAAAUGUGGACAAAACGCAAGCUAUUAAAAAUUAUCAUUAUUACAUUAAAGAAAUUAUCCGCAGCAAUAUUAGUGGCGAUAAUAAGGACGAACAAAUAGACAAAGUAUAUCAUAAUAUAAAAAGAUUUAAAGAAAGUUUAUCAAAUGUAAUAAAUGAUAAUAAUAUAGAACAAUUACCAUUUGAUAAUAUUUUAAAAUAUAUCAAAGAAGUAUUGAAAUUAAAUAUAGAAAAAAAGACUAUGACUUGUAAAGAUCCAUUGCUAAAAGCAAUUGCUUAUAAAAUUACUGCACCUAUACCUGUUAUACAAUUUGGUAUUAAUAAGAAUUUGGAAGUCGCAGAAGCUCAUGCUUUACAUAAUAUUCUUGACACAAUAAUGAUUUAUUUACGCUAAAAUUAAAUUACAUUAAGAAAAUACUGACGAAAAAGUGCCUAUCUUUUAGUUAAAUAUUCCAAAUAAUUCCAAAUGUAAAUAUAUAUAUU